AUGGCAGAGGGAGACAAGAAGGCUUCCAAGAAGAAGCAUGGGAGCCGUAACCCGGUCCUGGCUCGGGGCAUCAACCGUUAUUCCCGGUCUGCAAUGUACGCCCGCAGGGCCAUGUACAAGCGCAAGACCAAGACCACUGAGACUAAGGUGGAGAAGAAGAUGAAGGUGAAGCCUCAGUUCACAGUUGUUAAGAAUGUUGGAGGAGAUAAGAAUGGAGGUACUCGUGUUGUCAAGCUGCGCAAGAUGCCCCGCUACUACCCAACAGAAGAUGUUCCCCGCAAACUGAAGAGCCAUGGGAAGAAACCCUUCAGUCAGCACAAGAGGAAGCUGAGAGCCUCCAUCAGCCCAGGAUCUGUCCUUAUUCUGCUCACAGGUCGCCACCGUGGAAAGCGGGUGGUGUUCCUGAAGCAGCUCUCAAGUGGUCUCCUUCUUGUCACUGGCCCUCUUGCCUUGAACAGAGUCCCCGUGCGCAGGGCUCAUCAGAAAUUUGUCAUUGCAACAAACACCAAAGUUGACAUCACUGGCAUGAAGAUCCCUAAAACCCUGAACGAUGCCUACUUCAAGAAGAAGAAGCUGAGGAGGCCCCGUCACCAGGAGGGAGAGAUCUUUGAUACAGAAAAAGAGAAGUACCAGCUGACAGAGCAGAGGAAAGAAGUUCAGAAAGCAGUUGAUGCUCAGCUCCUGCCCCUGAUCAAGAAAGUUCCCCAGAUGAAAGGGUACCUGCGCUCUUCCUUCUGCCUGUCUAACGGAGUCUUCCCACACAAGCUGGUUUUCUAAAUGUGUUGUAAUAAACAGUACCACAGUCA
This is a messenger RNA of Notolabrus celidotus (New Zealand spotty), 806 nucleotides long. It is a transcript of the gene rpl6, whose product is annotated as ribosomal protein L6. Gene Ontology annotation, molecular function: structural constituent of ribosome. The transcript is spliced from 6 exons. Bases 1 to 777 code for a protein of 258 amino acids. Gene Ontology annotation, cellular component: ribosome. Lineage: Eukaryota; Metazoa; Chordata; Actinopteri; Labriformes; Labridae. The record is from RefSeq and is a predicted model, not a curated record. Gene Ontology annotation, biological process: translation.